UCUCUGUGUGUAAAAAAAAAUAUGAAAAUGGUGCAAGCCAUGAGUUCUUCUGUUCUGACACUAGGGUCAAUGAUCUUCUUGUAUGAAUCGUUGUUAGCAAGUGCAACACCAACAUACAAUGUGGUUAGUUUAGGAGCAAAAGGAGAUGGGAAGACAGACUCAAGCAAGGCGUUCUUGAGUGCAUGGGAUGGAGCUUGUGGCUCGGCAUACCCGGCUACGAUAUACGUGCCUCAGGGAACGUACUUGAUUGCAUCCAAAACAAUCUUUGUUGGGGACAUCUGCAAGAACGCUGCCAUCACCGUUCGUAUCGACGGCACUCUUGUGGCUCCCUCAGAUUACAAUGUCCUCGGAAAUAGCUUUAACUGGAUUGUAUUUGAGAAUGUCAAUGGUGUUUCUAUCUAUGGUGGUACACUUGACGCUCAAGGUACUGCUUUGUGGGCUUGCAAGGCUUCUGGCAAGAAUUGCCCUGCUGGUGCUACGACCCUAGAAUUCAGCAAUUCGAACAACAUUGUGGUCAGCGGAUUAACAUCACUGAAUAGUCAGAUGUUCCACAUUGUGAUCAAUAGCUGCAACAAUGUCAAGUUACAAGGAAUGAAGGUGUCGGCGCUAGGAAACAGCCCAAACACGGACGGCAUUCACGUUGCAGGAUCAUCCGGCGUCACCAUUUUGAGUUCCAAGAUUGCUACUGGGGAUGAUUGUAUCUCCGUAGGUCCAGGCACUACCAAUUUGUGGAUUGAGAGCAUUGGCUGCGGCCCUGGUCACGGUAUUAGCAUUGGGAGUCUAGGGAAGGACUCGCAAGAAUCAGGAGUGCAAAAUGUGACAGUUAAGACGGUUACGUUUACGGGUACACAAAAUGGUUUGAGGAUAAAGACAUGGGCCAAGCCUAGCAGUGGAUUCGUUAGGGGUGUGCUCUUCCAGCAUGCUACCAUGGUUAAUGUUCAAAAUCCUGUUAUCAUCGACCAAAAUUACUGCCCUGGCAACACAAAUUGCCCUAAUCAAGUGUCGGGUGUGAAGAUCAGCGACGUGACAUAUCAGGACAUUCAUGGGACAUCAGCGACAGAAGUUGCUGUGAAUUUUGAUUGUAGCAAACAGAAUCCAUGCAGCAAGAUAAUAUUAGAAGAUGUGAACCUCAUAUAUAUGAAUCAACCAGCUCAAGCUUCAUGUGUCAAUGCUGAAGGAACUUCUUCUGGUACAGUUCAGCCCACAAGUUGCUUGUAGCUACUUGCAAUGAUGGAGAAGAAAGUUAAAAGAGGAAAAACAUAUGUUUUUAUCCCACUAAAUAUUUUUGUCACACAAAUGUGUAGUUUAAGUUUGAGUUUUAUAGUAUAAUAUCUCAAAAAAUUGAACGUGCUUGCUUGAGCCUGCGGCGGUAUCAGCCCAAUAAUGGGCCUAGAGCCUGGCCUUACAAGUGCCUGCAGUUCAGUUCCCAUUUUUG
Camellia sinensis is the source of this 1435-nucleotide messenger RNA. NCBI's taxonomy places the organism in Eukaryota, Viridiplantae, Streptophyta, Magnoliopsida, Ericales, Theaceae. The record is from RefSeq and is a predicted model, not a curated record.